AUGCUUUUGCAUAAAUUGCCUUUGUUCCGACAGGACGUCUUCAGCAUCCGACUGGACUCAGCUACCUGCUUUCUGGAGCCACUUCACCGAUUCGUGGUGGAAGUGCUGAAUCCUGGAUUGAAGGCUCAGCAAUCUUUCCUCGGGCAACUGCCUCAAGUUGAGCUGAGGAACUACUACGACUACGAGGUGAAAGAGGUCGAGUUGCUGAGAGUUGAACGGGAAAACACUGGACCCUAUGGGGAGUUCAACUUUUGGAAGUGCCGCAUGGUGCACAUGAACUCACUCGUUCUUGGUCUAAAGCGUCCUGACAUUCAGACGUUGAUUUCGGCUCUCAAGAAUUCACGCUCUCACGUCUAUACGGACUAUCAGUAA
This is a messenger RNA of Protopolystoma xenopodis, 372 nucleotides long. The record is from the annotation of a GenBank genome assembly. NCBI's taxonomy places the organism in Eukaryota, Metazoa, Platyhelminthes, Monogenea, Polystomatidea, Polystomatidae.